AAAUAUUUGAAUCAAAUUCGCUUAAUACAAACAACUAUCCUCACACAAUCCUUCCUGUUCUUGUACAAAUUAUUCACUUCUUUUCUACAAAAAAACAAGACUGUUUAUUUUUACUCCUAUCUGCUUUUCUUUUCCCUUUUCCUUCUUUCACUUCAGAUUCGGGAGUGUAGGUGUCGCGGAGAGAUUUAUUUUUUAUUCAUACUCUGAUUGCAUUGAAGGCCACUAUCUGCAGUAAUGUCUGGCGGGGAGGGCAGAAAACUAUCGAAUCAAGAUAUACAACUGGUGAAAAAUCGUAUUGAGCAGUGUCUUCAGCAAUACAUGAAUAAAAAGGAAGUCAUUAAUGAUCUCAUCGUUCAGGGCAACGUAGAGCCGUGUAUUACUGAAUUGGUUUGGCAGAGGCUUGAAGAUGAAAAUCAAGAUUUUUUCAAGGCUUAUUAUCUCAAGUUGUUGGUGAAGGAACAAAUAAUGGAAUUCAACCGGUUGCUUUCCGAACAGGUGGAUCUGAUGCGUAGAACUGGUUUAAACGGGAUUGAUCCUUACCUUCCAUCUAAUGGAUCACAUGUUUCACCAUCACAGCAUAUCUCGACCACCUGUCCUACUCAAAAUAUCCGACCCGUGAAAACAGAGAACAUGCAGCAGGAAAAUGUUUUUAACAAUUGUGGAUCAGCAAUUCAAUCAUGUCUGCAAGGAGCUAUGAAUGGGCCUGGUCUUAGUAGAAAGAUCGAUGUUUCUCCAAACUUAUUGCUGUCUCAAAACGCAGACAUGGGGCUGUCUCAGAUGCUAAACGGGAAAAGUGUGAAGACAGGAGCAGGUUAUGCUGGUAGCUCGCCUUUUGCUUUUAGUCCACCUAGCAAUUUUCUGGAAUCACGCCCUCUGAUGGGUGAUGCAUCUGUGUCAUCUUUCAGUAGCGUAGAUUCUAAUGCACAGCAUCUUAAUGAGACUCUCAUGGAUGGCGACACUUCCUCCUUCGGAUUUUUGGCACAAAUCCCGCAAAGUUUCUCUGAGUUGCCAGCUGAUUUCUCCACCAACUCGGAUUUACUGGAGAGUUACUGUGGGCCUCCCUUCCUACCAGGAGAUGCCAACAACUUUGCGAAUCCCCACGGGGAUGCUGAGAAUUUGGACCCUGAAUCCGAAAGUCUGAGAUUUCACUGCUUUGGUAGUGAGUGACUGGAUAUUCCAAUGGUUGGAUUGAUAUGAACAAAUUGCUGCACUUUGAAUCAUCCCAACACUACUACUUUGAUUUUGGAGUCAGAUUUAAUUACUUAAUUCUCCAUUUUGGGUGUUUUAGUUGUAUGCUUUUUGUUAGGUUUCACCUAUAUUUAUGCAAGUGUUUAUGUAUAAUGUUGCCAAAGUUGUAUAAAUAGGGGCAGUGUUUGUGUACAUUUGUUUUUUUGGGCUUAGAAGUGCAUGUUUUUAUUGUGUUAA
This is a messenger RNA of Salvia splendens (bonfire salvia), 1425 nucleotides long. RefSeq lists its product as uncharacterized. The coding region runs from base 235 to 1167 and encodes 310 amino acids. The transcript has 8 exons. The record is from RefSeq and is a predicted model, not a curated record. NCBI's taxonomy places the organism in Eukaryota, Viridiplantae, Streptophyta, Magnoliopsida, Lamiales, Lamiaceae.